ACUGACAGGGGCGCACGUUGGUCGAGUGGAAUGAGUUUGGGGCCGACAUGAUCCCCCCCCCCGCAAGACAAAGAACCCACCUCAUCUGCAGCAGAGACAAUCAGACGGCGUCGCUCUUUCUCUCUCUCGUGCGCGGAUCUGUCGAACGAGGAGAACCCACAAGAACCGCAGGCAUCAACAAACGCCGGCUAAUCACUUCCAGGCUGUUCUGCGAAAGGGCUUGGGAUGAUUGACAGUCCCCGCACCUGAUCACCAGGAUGCCCGCAGGGCCUGCGGGCGCUCCAUCUUCCAGCCAGCCCGCGGUCCCGGUCGCCCUCACCUUCUCGCGGCUGCUUCUGCUCCUGCACGCCGCCCUGGCCCAGAAGCCGGCCCGGCUGCCCCUGGUGGGCCGCAAGCCGUUCGUGGCCGCCUGGAACGCGCCGCUGGACAUGUGCGCCAUCAAGUACAACGUCAGCGUCAACCUGGACCGGCUCUUCCACAUCCGCGGCAGCCCCCGCGCCGGCUGGACCGGCCAGAACGUCACCAUCUUCUACGCCAACCGGCUGGGCUACUACCCGCGCUACACGGCGCAGGGCGAGGCGGUGCACGGCGGCGUCCCGCAGAACGGCAGCCUGGACGUGCACCUGUUCAAGGCCUACGAGGACAUCGAGCACUUCAUCCCCUCCGAAGACUUCCGAGGCCUGGCCGUCAUCGACUGGGAGUUCUGGCGGCCGCAGUGGAGCCGCAACUGGCACAAGAAGGACGUGUACCGGCGUAUGUCGCGGGAGCUGACCGCCAAAGCGUACCUUAACGUGACGGCGGCGCAGGUCGAGGAGCUGGCGCGGCGCCGCUUCGAGAAGAGCGCCCGGGCCUUCAUGCAGCGGACGCUCCAGCUGGGCACGCGCCUGCGCCCCAACGGCCUUUGGGGCUUCUACCUCUACCCGGACUGCCACAACUACAACCUCCACGAGGACGACUACACCGGCCUGUGCCCGCUGCCGGAGAGUCUGAGGAACGACGAACUGCGCUGGCUGUGGAACAGCAGCACGGCGCUCUACCCGUCGGUCGCCAUCCGCAAGUCGCACACCAACAGCGUGGGCAAGCUGCACUUUGCCCGCCACCGCGUGCGGGAGGCGCUGCGCGUGGCCUCGCUCACCUCCAACGACUACGACCUCCCCACGUACGUCUACCUGAGGCUGGGAUACCGUGACGAGCCGCUCACCUUCCUCACCACGAAGGACCUGGUCCAGACCAUCGGCGAGAGCGCGGCGCUGGGAGCCGCCGGAUUCGUCAUCUGGGGCGACCUCAACCUGACCACGUCGCGGCACAACUGCACCAAGGUGCGCUGGUUCCUGAGCCACCGUCUGGGCCAGUACAUCACCAAUGUGACGCGGGCCGCCGAGUUCUGCAGCGACUUCCUGUGCCAGAACAACGGACGCUGCGUCCGCCGCAACCCGGGUGCGCGCCACUACCUGCACCUGAACGCCGCCACCUACAGCAUCCGCCCCGCAGGGGGGGACGGAGACUUCACCGUCAGCGGGUGGCACUCGCCCCGGGACCUUCAACUGCUCGAGGAGCGCUUCCGCUGUCAUUGCUAUGAGGGCCACCGAGGCGAGCGCUGCAAUAGCGAAAACGAGGUGCGGGAGGAUGACGACGGACCGCCGGGUGGCGGCGAGGACGACGACGAGAAGGAGCGGCGGAGGACCGAGUGGGAGGAUGAGCAAGGGGGCCGGGCGGAAGAGGGGCGUAGCAGGGCGCCGCCCACCCUCGGCCCUGCUGGUCUUUUGACGCUCUUGAUGCUCUUGUUGAACUUUCGCGAAACACUUGGGACACUUUGCUUGUUAGCGUGUUAACGGUGAUGCGAAGAUGCUAACAUCCGCGGAUCACCAUGCAGCCGAUAUGAAUGUAAUGACUUGAACCCUCAGUUGUUGGUCAAAGGUUUGUCGAUACAGUGAGCCCUCAAGUCCGCAAACCUGUUUUCCGGGGUUGGUCACGUGAUGUUUCGCAUAUUCCGGUUUGGCGUGAGUUAGGGACCCAGACCCGACGCACAUACCAACAAUGUGCAAAUAGAAGACGUUCCAAAUUUAAAAUAUUUGUAAUUGCCUACAUUAAUAGUUUAAAUCAUGCACAACAUACUCCAACAAUGCUCACACUUACUAAGGAUAAACAUAGUGACCACUCACAACAGCUCAUGAUGGCUACUAACUGCUAGUUGCCGUUAAUAACACCUUUUGAUUGCUAAGGACACAAAGGAUGCUUGGACACAAGGACACAAUAUAAAGUUAACCCUAUAUAUACAUUAUACUUACUUUUCAAUCAAUAGUUUUAGUUGUGUUCCACAGAAAAAUCUGAGUGGCAAUUCAUGAAUCAGAGAGGGUUCACUGUAAAAAGAAACAACGAUCUGAGCCCACUGGCCGACCAUCUUGCGCUACACUGCUAGCUAUGCUAACAGAGCUAGCAGCGCUAACGACGUGCCAACCAAUAACAGUCCGUCCAUCUUUUUGUACCCCCGAAAAUGUAGCUGAGAUUGUUGGCUUUCGUUGCCCAGCGAAUGUGAGCUAAUGAAGCUAACACACGUGUGUAUCGUCAAAAACAUCCGCUUCUACCACUAGUAGGUUGUGCUAGCGUGUUAGCGGCUAGUAGAAACUAAUGGUUCUACUGCCAAAUAAAAACAACACGAGGCAAUGUUGUUGUAUAAGAGAUAUCUCAUUCAGACUAAAAGCUUGAGGAUUUUUUUCCCCUGUGGUUUGGUUCUGUUGAGUCAGUGAUGCUAAAAACAACAAAAGGUUUCAAAAAAGUUAGCGAAUGCUAAUGACUAACAAUAAGCUCUUUGACUCGGUCUGAAGUUUGAAAUACUGGUGCUUACGUAGUGAGUCACAACUUCUCAUUUCUAAGCCUUUACUCCUUGACUUUAUUAGCUUAACCAACCAGGUGUAUUUUAUCGUACUCUCUUGACUUUAUAGCGCUUUUUUUAUUUAGUGGAAUUGAACUAGCGGAUCUAACCGAUUUCCUAGCGUCCAUGCAGCUGCGACAAACACUGAAGAAGAAGUCGACGUCGGCACAUAGCCGAGGUCAAGUUGUGACUCGGCGCUUUUCUGUGGUUCUUAACUUCCUCCUCCUCCAAAGUUCAUCAAACCCAAGUGUGUGUGAACCAGUCAGGAACCCACCCCCCAACGCCUACUAACCAUCCUGAAUCAGAUCACCAAACUGUACGCUUUCAUACAAAUGGUUAGUCAGAAUAUGAUAGUCGUGAUGUUAUUUUGAUAUCACUGCCAUGAAAACAAAUCUGGGGGAAAGAAAUAUCAAUACUGUAUGUGUAUGUAUGGUAACAUUCUCUGUAUUGAUACACAAGCGUCAAAUAUUGAUUGUCAUUGCUACAAUAGCUAAACGACAAAUGAAAGCGUACAACGUAUUAUUACGUUCUGCCAAAGGUCAAGUUUGUUUGUAUAGCCCUUAAUCACAAAAGAGUCUCAAAGGGCUUCACAGGCCCACUGUUGGAAAUGAUUGACAACAACCCCCAACCUCACCCCAAACCCCAUCGAGCAGGGAAAAAUUCAAAAGUGGGAGAAACAUACUGAAUCUGAAGCCAUUCAAAUUUGAAGGAUUCUUCCUUAGUUUAAACUCCGUCUCACCACAAAGUGGAGAUAGGCCAAGUAUUUUUCAUGUGAUAUCGAUAACUAACCAAUGUAACUUCCUCGGUAGAGGUAAGAUAUUUAGUCACACUAGGUCAUAGGUGUCAAACUCAAGGCCCGGGGGCCAGAUCCAGCCCACCAUCAUUUCAUGUUGUCUGUGAAAGCAAAUCAUCUGACUUCAAUGAAUGUUGCUAAAAUCUGUACCAAUAUUUCAAGCUAUCAAAUAUAAUAAACAAUAAUGUUGAGAUAUUGCAUUUUUUAUUUAGUUGAACAAACUAUUAUCCUUGCCUUCCGAUUACAAAACUAGUUAUCCCUAAAUUUCUUUUGUAUAUGUAAUAAUAUGACGAGGCGAUUAAUCAUUUAUAUGGUUUCAGUGUCAUAACGAGCCCCUGCGGGAAAUUGGAACUACAACGUGACCAAAAUGAGUCUGACACGCCUGCACUCGAUCAUCUUGUGUAUCUCAAAUCCCAGCAGCAAGUUGAAAACACAAAAACUCAAACUGAUUUCCUGGGUGGUCCAACACAGCACUUCUUUCUUGAGAUUUUUCUGAAUUUCAUCUCACGUGGCGACUAAUCAACUGCAGCAAUUACUGUUUUUGUACUUUGAAUGUCAUGAUUGUAGAGUAAAACGUGCGGCACAUGAAUGUAAAUACACUGCAAAUAAACCAUGUUACCAAUUA
Molecule: messenger RNA, 4290 nt
Organism: Phyllopteryx taeniolatus (common seadragon)
Lineage: Eukaryota; Metazoa; Chordata; Actinopteri; Syngnathiformes; Syngnathidae
Gene: hyal4
Product: hyaluronidase 4
Exons: 6
Coding region: 258-1832 (524 amino acids)
Biological process (GO): carbohydrate metabolic process; hyaluronan catabolic process
Molecular function (GO): hyalurononglucosaminidase activity
Source: RefSeq, a predicted model, not a curated record